GCGGCCUCCAGAGAAAGAUGUCGUCCCGUGUUACGAAUUUUGAGAUAAUGGAACUAUGGCUAGCAAAACAAAGAACAAAGGAUUACACAAAGAUGGCAGUCGCUCAAAAGAAGGCUUAUCUUCUAAAAAGGACGGAUUUGGGGAAGAUGGCAGCAGUCCCAUCAGCAUGAACGGAGAUCUGGAAGAUGACCAACAACUCUGGAUACACGCUCCAGAGGACUCCUCCAACUUGGAGGAGAAGGAUCGGAAACGUCUCAGUCACAAUGUCCUGGAGAGACGUCGCAAAGACAAGAUCAAGCGCUGGGUGGUGGCGAUCAAAGAACUUCUGCCCAAGUUCAGUCUGGGAAUGGAGAAGCUGAGUCAUGGGGACAUCAUGGAGAAGGCAUGCUCGUACAUCAAGGAGUUACAAGAUAAGAAUGAGAAGUUGCUGCAGGACUGUGGUGGUGAAGUGCAAGCUGAAGAGAUUGAGAAGCUGAAGAAGGAGCUGACCGAUGUAUACGCUGAGAGAGACAGGCUACUUGAAAUCAUCAGAAAUGCAGGUCUGUCAGCAAUGCAGGACCCAUCCUACCAGUGGAAGUCCCGCAACCAGAGCAAGCCAGACAGUACAGCCACAUCCAUGGACUGUGAACCCAGCUGCUCAUCCGUGCCAAGCGACACCUCCGUCGCUGACAUCAGUUCCUCCUCCUCGUCCUCCCAGAAAGAAGACGAGUCCAAACUGGCCAAGAACAAGAGGAAGAACACAGUGAGCUUCCAGCUGGAACAGACCAAGAUACAGCAGCAGCAGCUGCAGGAGGCAGCAGCAGCUCAGGCGAUGGCAGGAGCGAUGUUUGGACCAGGCUUCAUGGGCAAUGGAGGAAUGCCUCUCAUGAACCAGAUGUUCUCAGGACUUGGGCAGCAGGUGCUUGCCAACCAGAACCUGCUGAUGAACUCUGGAUUUGCUAAUCCUGGAGCUGUUGUGAUGAAUGGGAAUGGACAGAUGAUUCUACCCAUGUCUUCGGCAGGAACUGGUGCUGGUGUUGGCAGCAGUGUUCAGCCACCAGGGAUGAUAUUUCAAGGGGACAGAAACAUGGCCUCUAAUGGGUUAGGGUUGUUGCAACUUGCCAUGCAAGAUGCUGGAAUUGGGCCAGCCCAGUCGGACAAUUCACGCCAACCCAGUCCUGUUGGUUCCACGUCAUCGGAUGUCCUCAACCAAUCAAAGCCUGUGUCGGCAAGCUCGUCCGGUAGUGACACUCCAAAUUCAGUGUCAGGUUCCACAGAUGAUAUCAAUUCUGCUUCAGCCUUACAGACAUUGGCCUCCGUGGCCUCUAAUACUCAGAGUGCUGCGGUGUGCUCAGUGAUGUCAGGGAUGCCUCAAGCACCUGCCUCCGUGGUCAGUCAGACCUCAGUGGGCAUCACCAACACAUCUGCAGUCAAUUCUGUCAUGUCCAUCAGUCAGCAGCCCAACUAUUCACAGUUGAUGCAGCAAGGGAACAUGGUUGUAAAUAUGCCCAUCAUGAACCCUGGUCAACCUAGUGCUCCAGGCAUGUUUCAGAAUGGUGCUUUAGGGGGAUAUGGGAUGGGGAACUUUGUGAUAAACCAGAACGGUCAAAUGAUAGUGAUAAAUGAACAAGGCAUGCCUGUAAUGCCGAGCAUGCAGCCCAGCGACCAACAGCAGCCACAGCCGCCACCACAGCAAUUGUUACCGCAAUCACAACAGCCUGUUCCAACAAGCAAACCUGCCGAGAAGUCAAAAAGUUCUAAGAAAUCAAAAUCAAGCACCUCCGUAUCAAACAGUGCCUCUGUAAUAUUACCAAGUGCUCAAGAACAAACCGAUGCUGGUGCUAUGAACAUUUCCUUAGUGUCCAGUAAGUCGGAACCGAUUGUCAAUAGUGCUAAUACAAUAACAGUGACUGCCUCCCAAACCCAGCCAUCAGUCAUGCCCCCUAACCUGUCCCAGCAGCAGAACCCCAUGACAAUGUUUGCCCAACAGAACCCCAUGUUACAACCCCAAGGAAUCCAGCCCAUGACACUCCAAGGCCAACCCCAGGUGUCCCUGCCCUCUGGCCAGAACGUAUACCAACAACAACUGAACGGCCAACUGGCCAUGAACCAACAAGUCGUCCAGAACCCAGGUCUGGCUAUGCCGGUCAGCCAGAACGGGAAUCUGUUAACCUUGAACACCAUGCCCAGCCAGCCCAAUCAGCUCCCAACUGCUCUCAUCCUUCCUAACGGUCAAAUAAUCCCUGUAGUGACCAAUGCCCAGACCGUGAAUCCACAAGCUCAGUCGAUGAAUGGAAAUGUGCAAGUUCUGUCCAAUCCAGGAGCUCCUUCCUUUCAGUAUCCGCCUCAGAUGCAGCCGCGGCCUGCAGUGCCCAAUACAGUGUUGGGGAUCGAUCCUAACAACCCAACAGCUGGGACUCAAAUGAUAAUCGGGCCUAAUGGACAAAUUCAGCAGAAUCCUCAGCAACAGCUUCAACAACAGCAACAGCUUCUGCAACAGCAACUUCAGCUCCAGCUCCAGCAACAACAACAACAGAGCCUUCAGCAACAAAACAUGGGCUUGCUUCUAACCACAACUGCGUCAUCUCAGGUCGCCCAGACUCCAGUCUACAAUUGUGCGACUUUAAGCACAAGUGUCGUUCCCACGUCUUCAACCCAGAGUGUAAUGAGCACACAAGUGCAAGCCUCGGCCACAGCGUCUAAUGUUGUACAGACUGCAAACUCCUUGUCUAAUCCUCAAGAAGUUGUGUCUAACACUUGCAGUGUAAUGAGUGGGCAGGAGUUUGAGUCUGGAAGUAAAAGUAGCAGUGAUACAGUGAAGUCCUUGACCUCCUCAGUGCCGCCCAUUGCUCCUGCUGGUGUAGCUAGUACCGUCGCCACUCCGCAAGGUCUCGUUCUGAACCAGUCCCAAACUGGGCCACAAGCUCCUGUACUGCUGUCAGUACCUAUGAACGGCCAGCAGAUGAACGUCUUGAUAGAUCCUGUAACAAUGCAGGUGCUUGCAACUGUGGCUCCAAACCAAAAUCAGGCUGCUCCAGCAACAACAGCUCCUCCAGCCACCACAACUACUUCAACACCUCCAUCUUCAACGGGGAAGAAAUCGGGGAAGAAAAAUCAAAGAGCUAUUUUCCCCAAACCAUCCAGCACCUCAAGCAAAGUUACUUCAACAGCCUUACCCACAGAAACUGUUGCUCCACCCCCCCUUGACUUCAGCCUCACCACUGCCAAGCGCACCACCUUCCCUCCCGGAAGGUUCCAUGUCCCAGGCAACCAUGGCGUGACAAGUACAACCUUCUCCGAAUCAAAGACUAAUUUCUCCAGCACAAGCACAGAGGCAUCAACAACGUCUGUGAGUGCUGCAGAGGCUGCUGCUGCUGCUGCCACGGACAUCCUAGCCACGGCUGUGUGUCAAUCCAUCUUCUACCCCUCCCCCUCCGAGAUCUCUCCUGGUCCUAGUUUUUACAAUCCUGCAAAUGAGGACAAUCCUCUCCACAUUGACACCAGUGUAGGGGAUGGAGACGAGGACAGCAGUACCGUCUCCCCUGUCAAGGCAACUCAUGACCCACAAAGCACCCCCAACAAGGACACAGAGAUGGCCCCGCCCCAAGUUGUGGUGCCCCCCAGUGCAGAAGCCACCAGAGGUGCCCCCCGUGGUGCCUCCUGCACAGCCCCCUGCACAGCCCCCUGCACAGCCCCCAGCUCAAUCCCCAGUGUUGCCUCCACCAACACCCCCAGCCCCAGAACAGGUCACCUCAACUCCAACCAAAAAGGGCAAGUCAAAAUCAAAAUCUAAGAACAAGAGCACAACCUCAGAAACAGGCAAAUCGGAAUCCAAAAAGUCAUCCAGCAAGAAAAAGAAGCAAGCGGCCCAACCACCACCACCUCCACCUCCACCUCCUCCCCACCACCACCUACACCACCAGUUAACACAGAACCAGAACCUAAGGUUGUGAAUUUGCCAGACACUAUUGAAUUCAGUGUAAGCCAGAUAUCGGAUGUGCUGGACCAGGUUGAAAGCUUUGGUGCGCCGGUAGAACCAGUGAAGAAGAAGAGCAGGAAAGGUAAAUCUGAUGCUGAGAGUGGUGAACCUGCCAAUAAAAAACGGAAAAAGAACUCUGCUAAAGAGAAGGAGAAAGUGCCCGUCUCCCAACCUCAGAGUAACAAGGCAUUGUCAGUCUUUGACUUUGAUGAAGACAGUCCUCCUGAAGUGUCUCCAACUAGACGAAGUCUUGGUCCUCUCCAUAAUCAGAACUCUCUUCCUGUGUCUGUGCCUACCCCCUCACGUCCUGCCCCACCCCCAGCCCCACCCCCACCCCAGCCCCACCUCCAGCACCAGCACCAGCUCAAGCUCAAGCUCCUAACCCUCCCACCCCGAAGGCCCCUGUGGUGUUACCUCCCUUGAAAGGAGGCGAACACAGCUGCUGAGAACUUUGACCUGUUGGACACUGUUUUGUCUCAAGCUCUGCCUCUACAGACAGAGCCCAGUACGUCUCAGCCAACAGAGAGUGUAAAGUCGCCAUUCACGCACUCUGAAAGUAACAAAAACAUGGAGAUCGGUGAUGCUCAAGAAUCUUGUGUUCAGUCGUUUAGUGGUUCUGUUUCAUCAACUCCCUCAAAUCCGAUGACUGAUGCUGCUAACAACGUUUCCCAGACAAGCUCCAGUUCUAGACUGUCUCACACAGACAAUCAGAUCUUCUCCAAACCUUCGCCAAUCACAGCUACAAGCUCUGAUGACUCCACACAGAAGACCAGUGGUGUCUCUUCUAACCUUACUCCGAAGUCAGACUUGAUGGAGAAUGCUGUGUCCAGUUCAAUAUUGUCUCCUGCAUCAGCUGGCAGUGCUCAAGGUCAGAUGUCGGACAUGGUCGUAGCUGCAAUCUCAUCUAGUGGAGUUGAUGCUCUUGCUGAGUUGACAGCCACACCUUCAGCAUCUCCUUCUCCAGGUGCUCUAAUAAUGGAGAGCUCUCCCACAUACCAGCCACAAAUAGAUCAACAGCUGACCCCUCAACAGCCCACGCCACAGCCUCCGCCACAACAGACAACCCCUUGGCAGUCCCCUCCUCCCCUACAGCAAUCACCAUCUCAGUCUCUGCAGGUGCAGCGACCUCCCUCCCAUCCUCCACAAAUGGCUGCCCCACCUCCUCUUCAACAGCAACAGCCGAAUCCGAGCUCAAGGCCAAGUUCACAGCAGCAGCCAGCACAAAUCCAUCCACACAACCAGCCUUCCAAUCAAAGCUUGCCGAACCAGCCAAGUCAGAGAAGUAAAUCGGCAAACUUACCGCCUCAGCAACAAAUCAACUAUCCCUCAUCACAGAAAUCCAGCACAAUGCAGCAGUCACCAUCUUCCACCAGCAUGGUGUCACCACCUGCACCACCUCGUUCUAGAGGAGGUCAGGAGAGUCAGUCGCCUUUUGCAAAUAAAGGUCAAGGUCAAGUCUCCUCCUUCCAGCGAUCUCCAUGUCAUGAAGUCCCUGGCUCAGCAGACCCGCUGUUUAACUCGCCACCACAAGUGUCUUCCAUGCCUAAACUCUCUCAUCCUCCUUCCAGUCAAACAAGCAAGCCUAUGAACACCACAGACAACUCUGCUAGCCAGAGGUCACGAAAUAGCAUAUACUCUGCGGACAAUUUUGUACAACCGAGCCGAAACAGCGGCAAUGCAGAAACAAGGUCACAAACAUCCUCUGCAAAUGUGAACAGCAGUGGUAAUGGGUUUGGACGCUUACCGACAGACUCGACAAACGAGAGUUUUAACUUUACAAGCAUUGGUCUCAACUUGACAUCAAGCACCGCGAGCAAUAGCUUGCCGGAAGCUCUAACAAACUCCUCAAACUCAGCAACUCCAUUUUCAUUUAGUUUGACACCUGUGACCACCACCACUACCACCACCGCCACUACAGCCAGUAGCAGUUCGGGGCCUCUCCCCUCUCACAAUCAUCAUCAAUUCUCAUUUUACCCUCUCCAUCCUCAAGUUUCACAACAGACUUCACUGCCAUCUGGUGGCACAACUAGUGGUUCCCAAGGGGGACAACCCAACAUGUUGGCAUUAGGGGUGGACCUGCGGUUGGAAGGUUCCGGGCCACCAGUUCGCCAUCCACCCAACAGUAACCAUCAGGGGCAAGGCUCCUUCAACUUCCACCUAAUGGACAUGAACUCUCGGCCUUCAAAUAUCCCUCCAGAACCACCAAGGAUAAGCAUGCCAGAGAAAAAUGCUCAUUUUAGUGGUAGUGCAAAUGGACAGAAAAGACAGGCCAGUGUACCUCCUAGUAGAACAAUCCAGGGUUCUCAGGCGCUGGAUCAUAAUAUCCCAACGUCACAGCGUUCUCCACAUGUAAAUAACAGUGGUUCCUAUUACCCUCCCAACUUUCAGACUUGUACAGCUUCCCUUCACACACCUCCUCUUCAUCAUCAUCCUGCUCAAAGUGGAGAGUCCUCUAGGCUUGCUCAUCCUCGUGGUCCCUAUGAACCCAACUUCCCCAGUGCUUCUCAGUCGAUGGGUUCCAUGGCUUUUGUCGCAAACCGUUACGACCCGGUUCAAGGGCCCUUCAACAGACAGUGUAACCCUCCUCAGUCCUUCGAACAUUCGUCCAAUCCUAACUCUGAUUCUAGGAAAUCAACCAAUCAAAGUGGCUCGAAGGGAAGCAAACAACCUCCACAACCGACUCCUCCUCUGUCCCAUCCACAGAGUCAACCUCCAAGUGUAAUCUCUGCAGCUCCUCAAAGUCACACUCCAUCAAAUUCCCACAACUCAUCUUGUUCUUCUCAACCACCUCCUCAGACAGCCCACCCAAUGUCUCAGUCGGUGGCACAAGUGCGGCCCCAGAAAUCACGGAAACAAAGCAAGAAGGCCUCCAAACAACAGCAGCAGCAGCAGCAACAGCAGAGUUAUAACAGUGAGAUGGACACAAACCUAGCUCAUUCGAUAUUUGACAGCAAUCAAGGUCUAGCAACAUAUUUUCAAAUUCCCAAUCUGCCCCCCUCUCCUUCAAGAAAUAUGUCCAACGAGGGACCCUCGUUCCUACCAGGGAAUCUCUUCAGUGCAGGUGGUCGACCAAUAUCAAAUUCGGGUCCGGGGAUGCAUAAAAAUGCUGAACUUGGUCCACCGUUUAACUCCCUGUUUCCUCCAAGCAGAGCCCAGAAUGGUCUGGGUUUGAACUUUCAACACACUUUUGGUAUGAACCCAGGAAACCCAUCUAAUGGCCCUCAGUUAGGGUCUCAUUCAGGGGGCAUGUCCCUCACCCCUCACAUGCCCAACUUCAGUCUGGGCAACCUCAACUUCUUGUCCGAUGUGAACUCCGGGGGACAAAAUGACUCUUUGAACAUCUCCCCAAUUAAGUUCCCUCACGGUAACACGAUCCUCCCACCCCAGGCCGGGAUGGAUCACAACUCUCUCCAACACGCCCACCAGGGGUCGUCACUCUACCACCAGCGCAGCCAACCUCCACAGCCCCAUGUCAUCCACAACGCCAUGAGCAUCAACAGCAUCCUUGGUCACAACCCUCAUGGCUUUGAUGUCAGGCCGAUGGGCCAACCAAUUAACAGUUCCGUCACGCCGCCCUUUCAUGGGGCAGGCCAUCCUGGGUCAUUUUCAAUGCCACCGUUAAAUUUCUCAAUGCAUGAACAUUAGUGUCACUGUCCUCCCUAGUGGUCGAGUGUACCCUAUGAGCACUAGUGGAGCAGACUCUCCUUACAGAGUUACCUCCCCUGGAAUGCUCUAUGGCUGAGAUUUGGAAUCAAGCACCUGUUCUAGUGUAUUUUAUUGGUUGCCUGUUCUAGUAUAUAUUAUUGAUUUUAUAUACCCAGAUGUCCUAUUCUAAAAAUGGGAUAUAUGUUAACAUACACAGUUAAAAUUCAAAAAUAUUUUGUUGAAAAAUUAUGUUUUACUUUUCUGUAAAUUAUUACAAUUUUAGGGCAGGCCUGUUAGUUGAACCAUAAGCUAAUCGGAAUUUAGAUUGAAAAUUUUAUCCUUGGACUAAAAUUUUGGAACAGGUGUUUCUGAUUCAAACUCACACUCCAUUCAGAAGUGACUCACUCCAGUAAUUACCUUCUUGCUCCCUAUAUUGUAUAAGAACAAUUUAAGGAAAGUUUUAUGAUUUAGAAUUAGGGAGGACAUGUCAUCGUACACUGAAACUCUCCAUCUUGCCUGUCUGCUGUAUCAAGUUUGUGUUCUUAGUGAGAAGAAAUGGCUUUUAUAUGUAUCAUGGUAUAGCUGCUUUACCUGUCACCUAGUCUCUUUGGCCCAACAAGAUCAUAUGUUGUUCAUUUUCUAUAUAUACUCGCCUGCAAAAGAAAUGCUCAUUCCUCAUUGUUUUGCACUCAUUCAAACAAACUGCUCAGAAGCUCGGAUUGAUGUUAAUAUUAUGAUGUAGUAGUCCGAUUUGGGCUUUUCAUUACAAAUCUGUAUGGUCUUGGGUACCACAAGAAGAUUGGUGCGUUUCUUUUGCAUGUGAGCAUUGUUGGUGCCUCCAGUAGUUUAUGGUACAUAAAUAAGAAGACAGUUUUAUUUUGCAAGUGUUAGCUCAAGCAGCAUUUACAGCCGAUGGUAUGUUCUAUAUUUCCUCUGUUACAUUUCCCCGUUCAAAUGGGAUCGUGUGUGUCAUUUCCAGUCUUUGGCAGUGUGGUUCCACAAGUCAUCCAUUCUAGGAUAUGAAUUGUCUUUUACUUCAGAACACAGUCUAUUUUGCUCUAGGAAAGCUGUGCUUUGAAACACCUAAACACCUUCUCAUAAGGGGAGAAUGAUUGUGAGUGAUAACUACCAGAUAUUCCAUCUUAGAGAUUAUCGGUGCUAGUUGGUUAUUGGUCAGUUGAAGUCACAUGAGCUCACAUAACUUCAUUGUUGAGAUAAAUGGGAUAUAACAUCAUCCAUGGUUUAGGUCAAAGGUUUUUACAAUGUCAUCUGAACAAAAGACUUCAGUGAGUUUGUCAUUUCCUGUAAGGUUGACAUUUCAUCUAAUAUAUAAAAGUUUGCAUCUUAAAAUGUUAUUGACUGAUAUCUCGAAACUCAUAUUCACUGCUCUAAAGACAUAAUUCAAAUGCUACAAAUUAUUCUUGCUAUUUUAAAUUGUUCAUUUCUGUUUUAAUUUUUAUGAAUAUUGAUUGAAUAUUUACAAUAUGUAAUUCUGUCUAAGAGAUUCAGUGACGUUUGAUUUAGCUGAAUCGUUACCAGAGUGACUCAGUUGGAAAAUGACAAAAUUAAAUGACAGCUGCUGUCACUAUCCAAGUUCGCAUCACUGCAGACUCUAUAUUCCUACAAAAAUUAAGUCUCCGUAUUAUUAUACCCAAACUUACACACCUCAAUUCCAUGGAAAACUGUCUCACCUGAUAGGGCAAGAACUGUGUAAAUACAUAUAUAUAUAUUCGAAUCUUUAUACCUGCUUGUUGUGCUGUAUGUAUUGAAUGCUCACUAAGGAUAAAAUCAUUGUUUUAUCUGUGUAAUAGAUUGUUAAAAUCUAUUUGCAGUAUUUAUUUUAGAACUCCUUAAUGGGACCAUAAGGGUCACUCAGUUAUAAUCACGCUAUGGGGACUUUCUACCUUUACGAGGAACCGGAUGCAGACCUUGCUUAAAGUUAAGAAACAAGGUUGUUAAAUUGUUUAGUAACAGUGAGACUUCAAUUCAAGCAGUGUUGAUGAGAAAGACAGAAAUGUGUGAAAUAAUUUAUGAAAAGUUAUAUUUUUCUAUUUGUAUUUUAGAUUUUGAUAUCAAGUGAUAUCAGUGUACAUAAGAUGAUGAUGAUGAUGAGUGUGCCUUUUGUACAGUGACAUUGUCCGUUGACUUGCCGUAGUAGACCUGUAAAUUAUAUUGUGUGCGAUUACUGUUACGAAUUUCAGAGUUCCAGAUAAGUUGCAUAUUUGCAUAAAAUGUGUACCAUACAUGACUAUAACAGGGUAAAUUUUGCUUGCUUAGAGAAAUAUACAUGCAAGAUUUCUUAAACCCAAUGGUACAAGACAGUAAUUUCAAAAUGUAGACUUUUAAUUUACUUUCUCUUGUAGUUUAGACAAGUUGUUGAAAGAAGUGACACACUUGGAACACGCUAUGGAUGGAUGCAAGUUUGAAUGCAGGUUAAGCAGCAUUAUGAACAUUUAUUUUAGAACAGACUAUUUGUUGGUUUAAAAAUACUCAUUAAACUUGACGUAAGGGAGUAAACAUCUAUUAAAUACUAGUACGCAAAGAAAACUCAAUACCCAGUGAGAUGAAAGAGGGUCAUGAAAGCAAAUUGCUGGAUCGAUGUUCUUUCUUAAAGCAUUCCUACUGUUAUCAGCAAAUCUAUUGUUAUGUAAGUUGCUCUAAAAUUUGUUUAACAAACUAGCAUUAAAAUUUUGACACAGUUC
Molecule: messenger RNA, 10305 nt
Organism: Haliotis rubra (blacklip abalone)
Lineage: Eukaryota; Metazoa; Mollusca; Gastropoda; Lepetellida; Haliotidae
Product: mucin-5AC-like
Molecular function (GO): protein dimerization activity
Source: RefSeq, a predicted model, not a curated record